This is a messenger RNA of Pungitius pungitius (ninespine stickleback), 3780 nucleotides long. RefSeq names its product lamin B2 (gene lmnb2). The record is from RefSeq and is a predicted model, not a curated record. Gene Ontology annotation, molecular function: structural constituent of cytoskeleton. Gene Ontology annotation, cellular component: nuclear envelope; nuclear lamina. The transcript has 13 exons. The coding region runs from base 713 to 2458 and encodes 581 amino acids. Gene Ontology annotation, biological process: nuclear migration; heterochromatin formation; nuclear pore localization. NCBI's taxonomy places the organism in Eukaryota, Metazoa, Chordata, Actinopteri, Perciformes, Gasterosteidae.
CCGGAAGGACUGCUUGAAGAGGGAGGCGGGGUUUUGAAAGGUUUGACCCGGAAGACACUUCCGGUCGAGCAGCGCCCCCUACCGAUCGGGAAUAGGUACUGUUGGUUCAAUUGUGGUUCAUCCUGGCCCGAGCACCAAAAACAGAUAAGUCUGAAUAUAUUCUCUUAAAUAAUGUAUUUUGAACAACAAAAUAAAUCCUUCAUUGAUUGCAUUUAAAACAUUUGGGAAGGUUUUCUGGUAAAAACAAGUUGCUUUCAUCGAAUAUUGUUGACAGGCUUGCUAUGUUUGGGCAAAACUAGAGUUAACAUUUGUUUUAUUGAACUAAAUAAAGCGAUGAGGGACUUGUACUUGCAUAAAAUGCAAUUGACGUUUCUGUGGUUGUAGAUCUUUGACAAUAAUUCGUGUGCGUUCGUGUAUUUUUUAUUUUAUGUCACAAGUUAAUGUUAUCCGUCCUAUUUCGCCCAUCAUGCAUUGCGAGACCGGAAGCAGCUCUGCUUUUGGCGCGGUCUGGGUAGAGGCGUCGGCCAUCUUGGAAUCACAUCAGCGUUUCAGCGGCUUUUAUUCUGAGGCGCUGCAUGACCACCGACUCGUUGCCUGACCUGCUACCGCCGAUAAGGGAGAUUCACCGGUUUGUUUACGUGCGCAGUACACCCGUGUACCGUUACUGCCAGCGGAGCGAAAAAGCGGACUUCAGAUUUUUGAAAGAACCGUCAUGGCGACAGCUACCCCAAGCCGCGAGGCUGGCCGGACGGCGGCCUGCACACCCCUCUCCCCGACCCGGAUCUCUCGCCUACAGGAGAAACAGGACCUGCAGCACCUCAACGACAGGCUGGCCGUUUACAUCGAGCGCGUCCGGUCCCUGGAGCUGGAGAACGACCGCUUGAUGGUCAAAGUGUCGGAGAAGGAGGAGGUGACUACUAGAGAGGUGAGUGGCGUGAAGGCUCUGUAUGAGGCAGAGUUGGCUGAUGCUCGACGGGUUUUGGAUGAAACUGCCAGAGAGAGGGCCAGACUCCAGAUAGACCUGGGCAAGGCACAGGCUGACGUGGAAGAAGCUUCACGCAGUGCCAAGAAGAAGGAUGGGGAUCUUGCUGCAGCUGUUUCCAGGGCCAAUGGUUUGGAGGGCCAGCUGCACAAGAGCGAAGCCGCGCUCUCUACAGCUCUGAGUCAGAAUGCUGCUCUGACUUCUGAGUUGGCGGAUGUCAAGAGCCUGCUGGCCAAGGCAGAGGACAGCCAUGCUGUUGCCAAGCGCCAGCUGGAGGCGGAGACACUAAUGCGCGUGGACUUGGAGAACCGCUGUCAAUCACUGAGUGAAGAUCUGGAGUUCAGGAAGGGCAUGUUCGAGGAGGAGGUGCGAGAGUCUCGCCGCCGACAGGAGCACAGGGUCGUGGAGGUGGACUCUGGCGUCAGACACGACUACGAGUUCAAACUGGCCUCUGCUUUACAGGACCUGAGGAGGCAACAUGACGAGCAGGUCUCUGUGUACAAGGAGGAACUGGAGCAGACCUUCCAGGCCAAGUUGGACAACGCCAAAGUGUCCUCUGAGAUCAAUGACAAGGCCAUGGGCUCGGCCAGGGAGGAGGUGCUGGAGUCCCGUAUGAGAAUAGAGAGCCUGGGCUAUCAACUCAGCGCCCUGCAGAAGCAGGCGGCUGCCUCUGAGGAUCGCAUCAGAGAGCUGGAGGAGAUUCUGUCAGCAGAGCGAGACAAGAGCCGCCGUGCCAUGGAAGGAAAGGAGCUGGAGAUGAGUGAACUGAGAGAGCGGAUGAACGCUCAGCUCAGUGAAUACCAGGAGCUGUUGGACGUGAAGCUGGCUCUGGACAUGGAGAUCAACGCAUACAGGAAGCUGCUGGAGGGAGAGGAGCACAGACUGAAGCUGUUCCCCAGCCCAUCUGCUCGGGUCACCGUUUCCAGGCUAACGGGAUCUUCCUCCUCCCGCUCCUCCAAGAGGAAGAGGGUGGAGGCUGAAGCUAAAGGUGUGGCCGAGAAUGCAAGAGGAGAGGGGCAGCUGCUGGUCUCAGAAGAAGCCUCAGCCAGCGGAGCAGUCACCAUAUCGCCUACUGACAUGGACGGAAACGCAGUCACACUGACCAAUGACACGGCUCAGGACCAGCCGCUGGGAAACUGGAGGCUGAAGAGACGCGUCAACGACGGGGACGAGGUCGUAUACAAGUUCUCCCCAAAGUUUGUCCUCAAGGCUGGACAGGCUGUCACGGUGUGGUCUGCUGAUGCUGGUGUGGCCCACGGUCCACCAUCUGACCUGCUGUGGAAGAGCCAGACCUCCUGGGGUACCGGAAACAACAUGGUGACCACUUUGGUCAACGCUGAUGGCGAGGAGGUGGCCACGAGGAGUGUCACUAAGACUCAGGUGGACGUCGAGAACGGAGAAAAUGAUGAGGAGGAGGAGGAAGAGGAGGAGGCACGGACAGGGAAGGUGUCCUCCAGAGAGUGUGCCAUCAUGUGAAGCCUUCCCUUCCCCGCUCUGCAUACUCUGUUUGUUUGUUUUCCUCUGGAGCCUCCCACAUUUCCCCACCUGUUUUCUUACUGUUCAGGGCAGUGUACUAUAGUAAUGUUGGACAGCUGGACUCCUGCUGUGGUCAGUGUGAACACUGUGCCAACGUCUGGAUCCCAAUCAUGAUGCGUGGUGUCAGUGAGUCCUACCGGGCUGUCUGCCAUUCAUGCGCUUCACAUCCUAACAACGUACCACUUUUUAUUCGACCUCUGAGAACCUCUUCAAGUCUUUCCCUAUAACUUCUUCUUUUAGUGUGGUCCCUUCUGAGUUCUUUUUGCGUCUUCUGUAGAGAGGACAAUUGUGAAAUCCCUAAAGUCUCUCACAGCUUUUCAGUCUCCUGCAUUGCUGGACAUCGGGGGGGAACUUUUAAAUACUGCAGUGAUGUGGACAACUGCUUUUUAAAAUGUGUAGGCUGUACGAUGAGUAUGAAGAGCUUUGACCAUCUUAGCUGGCAUCCAGACCUUUGACACCUGGUCCUGACAUGAGCCGCCGCUCUUCCUGGCUUCUGCAGAGAGCGCUGGGAGGCGGGGCGCCCAUCUGCCGAGUCGGUCCUGGUGUCAUUCCUCUUUAAGAGAGCGAGGAUGAGAAGCUGCAGGGCCUAAUGAGCAGGUGAACCCUGCCACACUGGGGUCAAACUAGUGUAGGUCUAGCUGAAGUCCUGCUGUGACCGAUGGGUUGUUCUCACCUGCAGAGCGGAACAUGCCAGCCAUGUGUGCCAUUUGAUUUUCUAAUGUGUGUAUGCCGUGCUUUACAUUGCUAGUUAUUUUUUUAUAGAGUGCUCAUCUAUGUAAUCACUUUUUACACAGUAUACUUCAUUUCUUAUAUUAGUGUUUGGGAUUUACCUUUUUAAGAUACAGAACACUACUGCUGCAGUGUAAUGACUGACUCUGAGGUAACUCUGAUCUGAUUGGGUGGUGUAAUGAUGAUUCAGUCCCUCCAGGUAAUGUGCACAAUAAUUCAAGUAUAUUCAGUGGAUUCAAAUGACCUUUUCAUCACAACUGGUCUGACUUUUCGAUCUCGAUACUCACCGCUUCCUUUGGUCUACAUGGGGGCUCGUGGUUGCAUGUUAGUAUGCAGGAGUCUUCCGUUCACUCUUCAAACAAUAGCACACUUUAAUGGUGUUUUUAAACUGCAAUCCAAAUAGAACCAGCUGGUGUCCCUGGAGGGGCUGUCCCAUGACCGCUCGGACCAGUUCUACAUUAUAGAUGUUACUUUGAUGUUUCUGUUGAUGAUUAACUACUUUUUGUACACAAUAAAUGUUUUACAUAUACAAA